This is a messenger RNA of Papaver somniferum (opium poppy), 1816 nucleotides long. RefSeq lists its product as uncharacterized. NCBI's taxonomy places the organism in Eukaryota, Viridiplantae, Streptophyta, Magnoliopsida, Ranunculales, Papaveraceae. The record is from RefSeq and is a predicted model, not a curated record. Bases 316 to 1317 code for a protein of 333 amino acids. The transcript is spliced from 2 exons.
UUCUUUCUUUUCCCCCCUUAUUGUCUCUCCAAAUCUGUAGAGAAACAUCAGAUUUUCACAAAGAAGUUUAUAGAUCAAAGCAACAUAAGAAUCUAUGAAGAAGUGUGACGUUAUGAAGAUAUUAAAAGAGAAGAACAAGAUGAAAAAGAGUGGGUAUGUUUCUUUUAGGGACAUAAGUGUUCAUUUGGUGGAUACAGAGCUCCCGUUAUUUUUCAGCAACAUUGACAGAGAACAGAGACUUAAUUCAUCUGAAGUUAUUUGAGAAAUGGUGCAUACUAGGUUAUAUCGCUUGGUAAUAGGGUUAAUCUUAUAUGGAUGAAUGGUGAUCUAAACAUGCCAGAAUACUUGACGGAUGAUGGAGAUUUUAAUAGGUUUUGGAAGGAAGCUGAACCUAAUGGUAAGGGUUUCAUUGAACUUGAAGUUACUGUUAUUAACCCUGAAGAUGAAUAUGAUGCAGAUAAGAUGAAGCAGGUAGUGGUCACACCAAAGAAGAAAAAUCUUGAUUCUGUAAAUGUGGUUGUUAGGAGAUCACGUAGACUUGCAAAAAGGAGGAUGUUAGAUGAACAAAUGGGUGUUGAACAAGUGGAAUAUGUGCAUGUUAAUGUUAUAAGGUCACCUAGACUUGCAGAUAAAAGGAGGAUGUUAGGUGAACAUAUGGGUGUUGAACAAGUGAGAGCUAAACAAGUGUCAAGACAAUUGAGUUUUAUGGACUUGUUGAAUCAGGUUGAAAGUACUAAUGUCAAUUCAGGUUUGAGUCAGGCCAGUGUUGGUGAUAACUUAUGGAAUGGAGGGUGUAGCAGUCAACCAUCACUAGUAGUUGAAGAUGAAGGUAAUGAAACCUUUAAUGGGGAUUAUUGGUUAAGUGUUGUGAAUGAUGACCAUGUAGAUGAAUGUACAAUGCUUCCUAAUGAUUAUGUUAUUCAAAUAGAUAAUGUAGAUGUUGAUGAUUGUCACCCUGUGGAGAAAAUGGAACCUCCUGUGUUGUUUGAUAGUGAUGAAGAUAAUGACAGAGAUUAUGUUGCUGAGUUUGGUAAAAUGUAUCAAGGGGAAGAAGAUGUUAGUGAUGAAGAAGAUGAUGAAGAGGGUGAUGAAGUUGAAGAUAAACAUGUUCAACAACAACCUGAUUGGUUUGAACCAUUCAAAUCUGACUACAAAAACUACUUUGAUAAAGAUGAAGAAGAACCAAUGUUUCCUGAAUAUGAAGACAUACCCACUAUUGACCCAAGUAUUAUGGUUGUUGGAACCACUUUUGCUAGCAAGGGAGCUUUUAAAAGACAUUUAAGAGAUUUUUGUGGGUUGAAAUGGGUGCCAAUUUAAGAUGAGACUUACUGAUUCUAGGAGAGUGAAUGAUAUAUGUAGAUUCAAGGAGUAUAGUUUUCCAUGGUUUGUGUAUUGUUCAAAAGGGAAAAAGACAGGUAACUGGUCAAUUACUAGUGUGGAUCUGAAUCAUACAUGUGUAGGUGAUCCAAAUAUGUAUAAUAUAUCUGCUUAUAAGCAUUAUGUUUGUGAGUGGGUGUUAGACAAACUGAAGAGCACUGCAUUUAAAGUUAUUUUUAAGCCAAAUCAAAUAGUUGAAGAUUUUUUAGUUACAAAGGAGUUUUUUGGGAAGAGAGAGAGUGUCUGCGACUCGGUGAAUCGGCGAUCGACUCAAGUCAACAUUUUUUCUUCCUUCUUCGUUUUCUGUGUGAAUCACAUCUUAAAUUCCGGUGAUUUCUCUUUAUUUCAAAUGAUUGGUGUUAAAAAUAUGAUAGUAAAUGAUCGAUAAUCUGUCUGAAACACUUAUUAAUCGAUCGGAAACAAUUUUUUCUGAAUCGAA